GUUCUUUGUUCUUUGUCCACAGCAUCUGCCUAGCAUACUACGUCUCGGUCGUCGCGAUACUUGCCGCACCACUUGCAACCACUUGCACUCCCGUCGCAAUGUCUGAAGCCUACGAACGUGAACGUCAAAAUAACUCGCGACUGGACGAACUCGCUGGAAAGGUGUCGGCAUUACGUGGCAUCACCAUAGACAUCUACGACAACGCCCGCGACCAGGGUGUCAUCGACUCUUCCACAAAUGCCUUUUCCUCCUUCUCGAACAGCUUGCAGGGCAGUGCUGGCAGACUUACGCGUAUGGCACAACAAGGAAACAAAGUCGCCAUCCUCAAGCUCGCUGCUAUCAUUAUCGCCGUAGUCCUCGUGCUCUACUGGAUAGGUGGUUGGGUGUUCAGAUCCAAAGCUGCUUGA
This is a messenger RNA of Aureobasidium subglaciale EXF-2481, 407 nucleotides long. RefSeq lists its product as uncharacterized. Gene Ontology annotation, biological process: intra-Golgi vesicle-mediated transport. The record is from RefSeq and is a predicted model, not a curated record. The transcript is spliced from 3 exons. NCBI's taxonomy places the organism in Eukaryota, Fungi, Ascomycota, Dothideomycetes, Dothideales, Saccotheciaceae. Bases 99 to 407 code for a protein of 102 amino acids.